GUUAGUUAAUAAAGAUAUAUUUUGGUUAUAAUUGGUUUAAGCCGAUUGAUGUGGAGUUGGGUAUAUUCCUCCAUUAAUCGAAUGACUCACUCUCGCAUAAACCUUCCCCUUUUCAACGAAAACCAUCUUCUUUCCCCUUUGGUGGUAGCUUAGGGUUUCCUCAUUUCAUCCACCACCCAAGCUCCAUGGCUUCGUUCCUCUCUGCUUGAUUCUCUCUCUCUCAGAAGAAGAAGAAGAAGAGAUGAAUGUGAGUCAUGCAUCGGUGCAUCCGGUGGAAGAUCCUCCUCCAGCUACAGCCACGCCAGUAGAGAAUCAUCCGCCACGUGUUAGGAUGGAUGAUAUAGAAGGGAUGCCCGGCACUUUACUCGGCGUUGCUCUUCGUUUCUUCCAGUUCUUGUUCGCUGCUGCUUCUCUUUCCGUCAUGGCUUUUACUUCUGAUUUCCCUUCCGUCACCGCCUUCUGCUACCUAGUUGCAGCCACUGGACUGCAGAGCUUGUGGAGUCUUGCACUAGCCGCCGUUGAUGUCUAUGCCAUUAUGGUCAAACGUUCCCUACAGAACCGACGGCUUGUGAGCGUGUUUGCAAUUGGUGAUGGGGUGACAUCGACACUGACUUUUGCAGCGGCUUGUGCGUCGGCAGGCAUAACGGUGCUGAUAGACAAUGAUCUGAAUAGCUGCGCACAAAACCACUGUGUUCAGUUUGAAACAUCAACCGCAUUAGCCUUCAUAAGUUGGUUUGCUGCUUUGCCUUCUUUUCUCUUCAACUUCUGGUCUCUCGCAUCCCGUUGAUUAAAAAAGACAGAUAGAAAAGAUGAUGUUGCUGCUCCACGAGCAUGCGUUUCCACGGUGUGUUAAAUGUGUGGGGUUUUUUUUUCACGGUGUAUAGUGACUGCUUUUUCUUAUUCGGGUUGGAUCCAACAUUCUUCUAAACCCAUUACCAGGAAACUGGGAACUGUUGUUCGUUUUGUUAAACACUGACAAAAGAUUGGUGGGCUUUGGGAUCUAUGAUUGAAAGGGAAAGUUCAGUUCUUGUA
This is a messenger RNA of Brassica napus (rape), 1032 nucleotides long. Its product is annotated as CASP-like protein 5A2. Gene Ontology annotation, cellular component: plasma membrane. Bases 242 to 787 code for a protein of 181 amino acids. The record is from RefSeq and is a predicted model, not a curated record. NCBI's taxonomy places the organism in Eukaryota, Viridiplantae, Streptophyta, Magnoliopsida, Brassicales, Brassicaceae. The transcript is spliced from 4 exons.